Molecule: messenger RNA, 6795 nt
Organism: Dujonia railenensis
Lineage: Eukaryota; Fungi; Ascomycota; Pichiomycetes; Serinales; Debaryomycetaceae
Source: the annotation of a GenBank genome assembly
AUGACGAAGGAUAAAAUAUCUGCUCCAAUUCCCAUUAAGCCAUCCAUUGAUCCUUUGGAGAGAUGUAGUUCUGUCUACGAGGGACACACAGUGAAUCAUGAAGGAGCACAGAACGGAAGCACCGAGAACGGUGGCUCAACUAACACUGAAGGAGAUGAAAAUAAUAAAUCCUCUUCUGAGUUUGGCAAACAGUUCAAGUCUUUCACCCCCAAUGCUACCAGACAAAGAAAUAGGUCUUUCCACUUUCCAAGACGUCCCUCAUACUGUACGCUUGAGUCUGCGAGAGAGUCCUUCUAUAACUUAGACUACCCCGCGGACGUCAAACUACUAUCUAAAGAGCAAUUGGACCCAAAGUCGAGAUUUUAUGCCAGACGAAGAGAAAGGACUCUUAAUUUACCUCAAUUGCUACCUUAUCAGAUCGAAUCACCCACAGAUCAAGCCAAGUUCUUGAGCCACAUCGUUUCACAUCUUUACAUUGCCAUUAAAACCUUGGACUUGCAAGGUUCCCUUUCUGUAACAGCCAAAGAUUUAGCAUCUGUAAAAGCUAAUUUGUCUGACGUUGAUCUUGCAUUGGAGACAAAUCUAUUCGAAAUCGGGGAGUCUGCCCCACAGCAGCAUUUUGAUGAUGAUACAUCUAGUUAUUUUUCCAUGGAUGAGCUUCAUGCAUACGACGAUUACGGUGUAGAUGAUGAUGAUGAUGAUGACGAUGACGACGACGAUGAUGAUGAUGAUGAUGACGACGACGAAGAAGUAGAUGACGACGAUGAUGAAGUAUCUAAACAUGAACUGGUAGUUCAACAUAAAAGAUCACCUAAAUCGGCAGCAAUUGUCGGAGUAAGAAUUUGGACCCAAGAACUUUUAGUUUGGUUGAAGAUGAAAUAUGAUAUGCCAAUCAAGUUAAGGGUGCUGCUUGCCAGAGUGUACUAUGCUAUUUGCCUCUCAAGAGGUCAACAUAUCAAUUUGAAGACAUAUGUCAGGACAUUUGAAAUAUUGACCAAGGACAACAUAUUCAUGAGACAGCAGGGUUUAAAACUUUCUUGGGAACCUUUAUGUAUGGAAUUAAUGAGCCACUUUCCUGGAAACCGUACGAAGUUCAGCCAAUGGCAAGAGACGAAAGAUCAGAAGCAAUUGCUUAAACUUGCUGAAAAGGCGUCUUUCUUUAUAGAUAAGUCUGCUUUACCUGAAAUAUAUAGUAGAAUAGGGAGUCAGUUUGAUAUUCAGCAUUCAUCCCAAGUCCUUCUGGCAUUCUCGCUUUUGCCCAUGUCAUUUACUCCCCAGGGAAUGGAAAAUCCUGAGGAUAUUAGACAUUACGUUGCAUCAUUGUUCUACAUGUGGCAAAAGUUGAGUAAAAAAUCUGGCAUUGAUGUUCAUUUAACUUCGAGGUUAGGGACCAUAGCUAUGUCUUCAUUGUUGGAAAAAGCUAAUAGUGAAGAGAAAGUUUCGAUAACUUUGGGCAGAUUUGGUGUAUUCAAUGCCGAUCAGAUGAGCUUUAUAUUCAACUUAUUGAUAAAUAGUCUCUCCAUCAUGAAAGCCAAAUAUUCUUCAUUGAAAACUAGCUUCUUCCAUGGAUACUCUUCCUCAAUCAUUUUUUCCAUUAUGGGAGAACAUGCAUUCGAUUCGGAAGUAGGUAUCGUCGACAAAUUACAGAUUCUUACCAAUGCAAUUGAGCUGUAUAUACAUCCUUCUAAUAGCGGAGAAUGGUCACGUCCAAUCUCCAAACUCCUCGUAAGCUUGGUUUAUCAAUUCCACAAAAGAUAUAAUAUGGAAACUCAGCCUUACGGACUAUUAAACAGCUUACCAGAAUCUAUGAAAUUGAGUAGUAACCCAGCUGUUGUUGAUAAAGUCGUUAGUAUUUUCCUUCCAACUGUCAAAAUUGGACUUCAAGCCAAAAUCCCAGGGGUCAGUAAUGAUUUUUUAAGAGCAAUGCAAAUGUUAGCGUUUAUUAGACCUGAAAUGGUAUUGGAAACUAUGUUAUUAGAUAUAUAUGAAUCCUUAGAAGGGGUUAAUUCAACUCAUAGAUUAACUGUUGCUUUGCGGACUUUGGAUGAGUUAUCAAGAUAUUUUGCAUCAACUCCGGUUUACAGAGUUCAUGUUGCUAGAAUUUUGCUGUUGGUAUUACCAGGCGUUGAUUCAAAUGACUUAGAAAAGAGUUACAUGACUUUAAACGUAUUCGCUUCGAUGGCCAGUUUUAUUCCGUUCGUGGAUUUAACGGAGGGUAAUGAAGAUUCUACACUUGCCAUUCAAUUUACGCUGGAACACCUCGAAUUUUUACAAGCUAAGCUUGUUUCUGUAAACAAAGAAGAACUUCUCAAUUUCAAUAUUGACCCGGAAUUGGAAUUAUUGGCAUUGAAAUCAUCAACGUCUGCUUUUAAAAUGAUUUUCCAAAGACUCUUUGCUAGAAUUUUUGCAUUUUUAGAAAAUUUGCCAGACCCAACAAAGUCAGGCAUGGAGAAAUAUGUUGCUAAUUUUCUACCCUCAUUCAUUUAUGUGAUCAUUGAAUCCGUAUCUGAUGAUAUAUUCCAUAUGAUCAGUGAUGAAAUGUUUAAAUUUGUUAGCGAAAAUACAUUUCACACUAUUGCUGAUGUCGUUGCUGAAAUAUGUGGAGGUAUCGUUAAGCGUGAUCCAGAACGUUACUUUAAGAAGUUUGCUACUCAUCUAAUGGAUAAGGUGAGGGAAGAUAUUGAAGAAAAUGGAGCUGGUGCUUCAAGAACUGGAGUGGACAUAGUAUCAAGAGAUCAACCAUUGUGGUGGAAUCUUGUCAUUUUGAAUGAAUGCAUAGGGAAUGCAAGUUCCCAUGUUGUUGAAUUACAGAAGGAUUUAAAAGAAUUCUCAUUUUUUUUGAUGGAUCAUGUUAAGGGCCCAGGAGUAUAUUCGAGCACGUAUAUGUUAAAUCUGAUGCUUCAAGCGACAACUAAAAUUAGGCUAAAUGAAAACAGGUUAAUCAGUCCACUUUAUGAAAAGAAGCAUGGAAUUAGUGAGAAAUGUUGGGGAGGUUUCCAAUUCAGCGAGGAAAGAUUCAAAAAAGAGAAUUUGGAUUUCUCUUGGUUUGUCCCAAGUACUUCAGACAUUAAAUUUGCAGUAGAUAUGUUGAAUGAUCAUGUUGCUAAAUGUUUGACAAACAUUCUGUCUAUUAUGAAGAAAUUUUCGGAUCCAAACAAUAAUGUAUCAUCCGACCACCAGAAGUUAAUUUAUUUCAGCGAUGAAAUUAGAAUGAAUCUCUUGUAUUUGGGAUAUGGAAUCGGUGGUAUUUCAUUUUUAUUUGAUCCCUCUUUUGACGAAGACAUUCCGAAAUUAAAUCAGCAUCAGAAUCAAACUAUUCAACAGAGAUUUCAAUUAUUAAAUCAAAUAAGGCAAAUGAAAGGCGGGAAGUCUUUGGGAAGGGACGAACUGAGAAUUGAAAAUAUUCAUAUGAAUCUUCAACGCAUUGCCGAUGAUUUAAGAAAUGAUGAAUUUGAUUACAAUUUAGACAAAGACAACGAAGAAACUAGAAAUGAUAAGAGAGCUGGAGAAGGUGGAGAAGGCGAAGGAGACAGAAAAAGACAAAACGGAGAUGGAGAUAUCAGUAUGGAGGACUUAAAAGGUAGUAAAGAAGAUGUCGCAGCAGCGUUGGCUUCCCAUUUUAACAUUGGAGAUCACUUAAGCCAUGUCGCUUCUUCAGACUCAAUUAGUUCUAUGGACGCUUCUGCAAGACAAAGUCCUGGUAUCGAUGGUGUCGAGAUCUCCACAAUGAACCCAGGAAUUACAUUUAGGGAUCAAAAACUUUACACCUCAAAUUAUCUCUUUGGAGAAGACAUAGCUUCCAGACGUUCAAAUGAACUUUAUAUUAAGGUUCAUAAGAUUCGUCACUUAGUAGGUAAAAGUUUGCACAUGAUUAGUAAAUUUUUGGUCACACACUUCCAUGACAACACUCAACUCUUCGUCAACUUUCUUUAUGUUUUGGGUGUUUGGUUUUCGGAUGUUGGAAGGGAAAGAGUAUUCGACAAUAGUCAUGCAAAGGUAAGCUUUUCUUAUCUUAAUGCGUUACAGCAAAUCAAUAGAGUAAGAAAACCUUUUACUAGAGGUGCCAUUGCUUCCAGAGUUGAAGCAUAUCAUCAAUUUAGAGUUGUACUUCAUGCUACAUCGAAAACUCAAACUGACUUAGAUAAAUUAUUGUUGGAGGAUAUCGUAAAGUUAUGUUUCUCAACGUAUUCUAAUGUUUCAAAAGCAGCUCAAACGGCAUUAUCCGAGACAAUGAAAAGAUUAAACGGAUCCUACAAUGUUUUGAUAAGAUCUUCUUUGAAAUAUCUUUCCAAAGCUAUUGAAGAGAACGAUUUGUUAAAAAUUGAAAGUGGUUUACACACUUUCAAUCUAAAGAGAGUUAAGAACAAGAUUCAAAAUGAUUUUUUCAAUAUUCAGAAGUAUGUAGAAUUACUUCAGAAAUGUCUAGUGAUUGAUGAAAAUCAAGUAAAUGAAUUGGCUCAAGAAUUAAUAGAAGGUGUUUAUACUUCGUUAACCCCUCCUUCUUCGGUCUGUAUCAUAGAUGAUAUGGAAGAGAUAAACUGUAUCAGACCUCCUGAUGAAUUCAUUGAUUUGGAAAUAAACGUUGUGAAGUUGGCAAAAGAGAGUAAAAGGAAAUUAUAUUUUGAAAGAUUGAAGAAGUAUGAAAAAAUGAUUUUAAAUAGUGAGAAGUUGAAUACGCACUGGAAAUCGACCUCUUUGAACUUAUUGCUACUCAACCUGUUGCAGGAAGAAUUGGAAGUGUCUGUGAACAAAGAUUACUUACAGUUAUUGGCAAUUGAAGCUGCUAAUGAUCAUCCCACAAUUUCUAGAGUUGCAAUUAGAGGAGUAAAUGAACUCGUUCUUAAGAUUCAGUUUUUGGAAUCAAUCGAUUUUGAAAUAAAGAAUGCUUAUGAUCUUAAAUUUUUGUCUCCUACUGAAAUAAUCCUUGAUACGAGACCAUCCAAAAAUGGAUCUUCAUUUUAUGAAAAUUGGGAGACAGAAAUGCAUAAUAUCGAAAAUCCAAAUUAUUUCCUUGACGACAAGUACGCAGCAUCAGGCUGGCUAUUUUGGGGUGCAUCUACAAAAUUUAUUCGUGCAGAUGGAGAUUUUGCUGACAAAAAAAGAUACCCAGUAGUUGUGGAUGCUUUGGAAUCAUUCGGAUCUCGUAUUUCUAGAGACUGGUUUCUUGCAAUAGCUAAAAUGUGGAUCACUGAAAAUGAAGCAACCAAUACUUUCCAAGGAAGUGAUGCGGCUUUCAGUUCAACAUUAUCAACACUCAUUACAUGCGGAUUUGCGAAGAAUAUGACUUAUGGGGAUCUAUUGUCAGUCGUCGAAGAAGUUUAUGAUCCUGAUGAAAAAUCGAGUCAUUUUAUAGUUUGUGAGAUUUUAUGUGGAUUACUUAUAUCAACUCCCAAAAUUUACCUGAACAAGGAAGUUUUAAAGGAGAGAGAUGCGUUCAUUAUAAAUUUUAUUGGGAAUAUCUUUGAGAAGGAUUUAAAUCCUGACAUCAGUGGAGUUUGGAACGUAUUUUCUUGGUUGGUGCCUGGUUCCAUUGAUACAAGAAGAAUUCCUCAAAUCAUUUCUCAUUGUUAUACAAAUUUUCAAAUUGAUCAAAACUCUGAUUCUGCAUUCUAUAUUGCUACAAGAAUUGGAUAUAUAAAGGAUUUAAUCUCCUCUAUUACAUGGAGAUAUACCAAAGCAGAUGAAACCGCCACGAUGUGCGUUAAUAAUAUUGACAAUAGAUAUCAAGCUAUAAGAGAUAAGGUUGGAUCUCUUUUGGCUACAUUAACAUUUGCCUACUAUAAGGAAUCGUUGGCAUCUAGUGAGGAAUUCCUAAAUGAGUGUAACUCAGAUGGAAGCUCACAGUUACUUAAGAUGAACAAGUUCAAUAAGCUACAGGAAUUAAUACCUACCAUUUUCGAAAGAAUUGAGAGGUCUAGACUAGAAGUAGUUCACUUAUCACCUCAAGAAAUUUUGCGAUCUAGCUACAUUUAUUCCGUAUCUACAGUUUUAACGUGGCUCAAAGAUGGGUUGGGUUCUAGGGGUGCCAUAGUCUAUCAAGACUAUGUUGUGAGUCAUUUUGUACCAUUUUUGCUUAAGAUUACAAGCAUGAAGGAUGUCUGUCAAUUGGGAGAUUUGGACCCGGUGACAGUAUUUAAGAGGAUUUCUCAAAUUCCUUUCAAAAUAGAAAAAUUAGACUCAAUCAUUGUAAUGAUUGAGGAUUUCUUCUCCUCUGACACAUUGAACGUAGUUCAAUCAUUUAUCAUGGGAGAAUUCACAGAAACAUUUUAUUUCAAGAAUUUAUAUUUAUUCACGAGUGCACAGAGAAAGCGUAUUAUUACGUUGACCAAUAAUUUGAUUUAUCAUAAGAAUGUUGAGGUUAGAGAGUCUGCAUCUUCUACAUUGUCAGGAUUAAUUCAUAUCUCACCACCCAAAGAGGUUGAAAGUAUAGUUAACAGUCUUGUGAAGAAAUACUCACGGGAUCUUGAUAAGACAAGAAGGAAAUAUAGAAAGAAGGGAUUUAAAGAAAUAACGAACGAUGAUACCAUUACUCUUCAUGCGGCUACUUUAGGUUUAGGAGCAUUGAUCCAUGCUUUCCCAUUCCAAUCUCCCCCACCUGCUUGGGUUCCUGAGCUUCUCACCAUUUUAGCUACAAAGAGUUCAGGAUUGUCUGGGUUGAUUGGUAAAACUGCGAAAGAAAUAUUAGGGAGGUUCAAGAAAGAUAGGCAGGAUACUUGGCAUCUUGACAGUAAAGUAUUCAAUGAAGAUCAGUUACAGGAUCUUGAAGGUGUACUUUGGAAGAGUUAUUUUAUAUAG